Molecule: messenger RNA, 1617 nt
Organism: Histoplasma capsulatum G186AR
Lineage: Eukaryota; Fungi; Ascomycota; Eurotiomycetes; Onygenales; Ajellomycetaceae
Product: IBR domain-containing protein
Exons: 2
Coding region: 1-1617 (538 amino acids)
Biological process (GO): ubiquitin-dependent protein catabolic process; protein polyubiquitination; positive regulation of proteasomal ubiquitin-dependent protein catabolic process
Cellular component (GO): cytoplasm; ubiquitin ligase complex
Molecular function (GO): ubiquitin conjugating enzyme binding; zinc ion binding; ubiquitin protein ligase activity
Source: RefSeq, a predicted model, not a curated record
AUGGCUACCGAAAAGCUCUUCCCACCAAAAUGCUGUCUUGAGGAGAUACCACAACGACUUAUCCUUGAUAAUUUGGACCAUAAUGGAAGAGAUGCAUUCAGAUUGAAGGUGCAGGAAUACACCAUUUCUGAACCGCAUCGGGUGUAUUGUCCCGAAAUAACGUGUGCGAAAUGGAUACCUCCCAACAAACUCAAAAAAGGCAAAAAGCCUAGUCAAAAAAGCUGCCCAUAUUGCCGCACUGAGAUUUGCACACUCUGCCGAAGCCUAGCGCAUGCAAACUUGAAUGACUGCCCUCAAGACUAUGGGCUGGAGGCUACACUGGAAGAAGCUGAAUAUCACGGCUGGAGAAGAUGUUACAGCUGCCAUUCUAUGGUUGAGUUGACUGCCGGUUGUCGGCAUAUUACUUGUAAUUGUGGAUCAGAGUUCUGCUACACAUGCGCAGCUCGGUGGCAUACAUGCGACUGUACAGAAGAUGAUCACCGACGUAGACAAGCUGAAAUCGAAGCCCGCCGGCUGCAGAGGGAUCGACAAAUUCAAAAGGAGGCAGCUGAGAUCGCAGAGGCGCUUGCGCAGAUUGAACGCAUGGAGCGCGAGGAAGCAAUGGAGAGAGAACGGAGGAGAGAGGAGCAACGUCGCAAGGAAGAAGAGGAGCUCCGCGACAAAGAGAUGAAACGGAUGAUGCAUAUCGCUGCCACACUACGGGGCUUGCGAACUGCUUUGUCAAGUGUCAAUGAGUACCAGCAGACCCUCCUGAACAAGAGACACGAAAAGGCAGCCCAUGGCCUCCACAGUAGGACCACAGCCGGCCCUUCAGUGGUGGAGCAACAGCGGGAUAAGCUCCUGGAGGGUCUUCGAACAAACCAGAAACAGCGCAUGGAUCAACUGAUAGUUUCACAAAAGGCUGAAUUCGAUAGCAUGAUAGCCCGCCAUGAAGAAGAGGAGGACGACACACUCCUCACCGUCUCGCGCCAUCUCAAAAAGAAAACCAAUCGUGAGAGCAGAGAGAAGGCCAUCCUAGAUAAACUCGAAGCCUCCCAGGAAAGCGAAAGGCGCACCCUUGAACAAGCCCAUCGGCAAGCAAUCCUUACGCAGGAGCAGAAUAACAAUCUAGAGCUAAAAGCUCUCGAAGCCGGAUUAGCACGCGACUACACCUCAACCCGCGAAACGGAGCUAGACACCACCUCCAAACUCACCCAAAUGGUCCUCAUCGAUCGCAGCUGGUUUGCCGCGGCAGUCGAGAAACGCUGGAUGAUGCUUGAUGAGUACAGAUUCCGACUGAUCGACACGGGCGCGGAUAUUAAGGAAUUAGCUGCCGUGGAGGUUGUACCGGAUUCUGUUGAGUUACCUGCCGACUCGGAGUUUGGAAAUGCGAAUGCUGAGGUUGUUUCUACUCCUAUCCAAACCGCACCCGUGCUGGUGUCCGUAACAUCUUCUGAGCCGGAGCCGUUGCUGGAGCCAGAGUUUGGACCCCAACAUAGGCCUGUCGUUCCGGCGGCUCCAUCGAUGCUAGGCAAGCAGCUGACACCUGCAGCGGUGGUGCCGGCUCUUCCAAAGCAGAAAAAGAAGCGGGCAUUUUCGCGAUUGGUGAGUCAGUCACCGUAUUCGCUGCUGGGAUGA